AUGAAGGUGAAAGCGGUCUCCCUCUCCCUCUGCGUCUCGGCGCUGCUCGUCUCUACCUCAGCCCUCACCAUCAGCCAAAUCAACGGAAACCAGUACCUCUCGCUCUACGCGGGCAAAACGGUCUCCAACAUCCAAGGCCUGGUAACAGCCAAAGGCUCCGCAGGCUUCUACCUGCGCUCGACGACCCCAGACGACGACGACGCCACCUCCGAAUCAAUCUACGUCUACGGCAGCACCGCCGUCUCCAAAGUCUCCGUCGGCGACAUCAUCACCCUCACUGGGAAGGUCUCCGAGUACCGCUCCUCGUCCUCGUACGUGUAUCAGACGGAGCUCACCUCGCCGUCUGCCAUCACCGUCGUCUCGAGCGGCAAUAAUGUCGUGCCGGUGGCGGUCGGCAAGGGUGGACGGUCCCCGCCUACGGAGCAGUUCUCCUCUCUGGAUGGAGGGGAUGUGCUCGCUGUGCCGAAUAAUGUGAGCCAGAUCAGCAGUUCCAAUCCGGUGCUGCAGCCGGGUAAGUACGGGAUGGACUUUUGGGAGAGCCUGAGCGGGGAGUUGGUGAGUCUGUCGAAUGUGCGGGCUAUUGCGAAGCCGAACUCGUAUGGGGAUACGUGGGUGCUUGGGGACUGGGAGGCGAGUGGGGAGAAUGAGAGGGGAGGGCUGACGAUGCGGGAUAAGGAUUCGAACCCGGAGGCGGUUCUCAUUGGUUCUCCGCUGGAUGGCAGUGAUAAUCCUACCGAUACCAAGCUGGGGGAUUCGAUCCGGGACCUUACGGGCGUCAUCGCGCCGGCGUACGGGUACUAUGCGCUUCUGCCCUUGACUGCAUUGACUGUUACCGGGUCGAACACGACGGCAGCUGCUGCUACGGACCUCGUGUCAGCCGGAACCUGCUGCGCUGUGACGUUUGGCUCGUACAAUGUCAACAACCUCUCUCCCAGCUCGUCGACGCUGCCCAAGAUCGCCAAGCACAUCGCGCAGUACCUGAAGAGUCCGACGCUGGUCUUCCUGCAGGAAAUCCAGGAUAAUGACGGAGCGACUGACGACGGCGGUAUGUUUCGCGUCCUGACUGACGAGCUCCAGCUAACUGCUGCAGUGGUCUCCGCCAACAAGACACUCUCGACCCUCGUCCAGUCCAUCGCCGACCAAGGCGGCAUCAACUACUCCUUCGUCGAUAUUGCUCCCGUCAACGACCAGGACGGCGGGGAGCCAGGCGGAAACAUCCGCGUCGCCUACCUGUACGACGCCUCCGUGAUCCGCCUGCGCAACGCCAACCCUGGCUCCAACACCGACGCCAACGAGGUCCUCGCCGGCGCCGAACUCAAGUAUAACCCGGGCCUGAUCGACCCGUCCAAUGACGCCUGGGAUGACAGCCGCAAGCCGCUGGCCGCCGCCUGGGAGACGCUAGACGGCAAGAACAAGUUCUUCACGGUGAAUGUGCACUUCACCAGCAAGGGGGGCGGGUCGUCGAUCGAGGGCGAUGCCCGGCCGCCGGUGAACGGGGGCGUUGCCAAGCGUGAGGCGCAGGCGAAGCUCGUUGCUGAAUUCACAUCGUCCAUCCUGGCCGAAGACUCCACCGCCAAGCUCAUCGUCUCCGGCGACUUCAACGAAUUCACCUUCGCGGAGCCGUUGGAAACCUUUCUGUCUGACUCCGGGCUCGAGGAUCUCGACGCAGUCGCUGGCAUUGAGACUACGGAGCGAUACACGUAUCUUUAUGAUAUGAACUGCCAACAGCUGGACCACGUGUUUGUGAGCCCGGCGCUGGCACAGGGCGCCCAGAUACACCAUCUGCAUGUCAACACGUGGGUUUCGUACGAUGACCAGGCGAGUGACCAUGACCCUACGGUGGCUUUGUUGAAUGUGUCCUUCGACCCGGUUGAUUCUCUCCCGGCUCCCCAGCCAGCCGCGCUCCUGCAUGAGGGCAUCGACUGCGAUGGCCCCGGCUGGGCCUGCACCGAUGACGGCGACACUUUUGGCUGCCAUUGGAUUGAAUAUAUUGAACGAGUCUAG
Aspergillus thermomutatus is the source of this 2004-nucleotide messenger RNA. RefSeq names its product endonuclease/exonuclease/phosphatase family protein. Lineage: Eukaryota; Fungi; Ascomycota; Eurotiomycetes; Eurotiales; Aspergillaceae. The coding region runs from base 1 to 2004 and encodes 667 amino acids. Gene Ontology annotation, molecular function: catalytic activity. The transcript is spliced from 4 exons. The record is from RefSeq and is a predicted model, not a curated record.